CGACCCAUAUAUGGAAUGGUGCCCAUGUAUGGACCAUGUAUGGCGUUUGCUCGGCUCCGGUCGCUGACGACCGACUCCGUGACUCAUGGGGGACUCUUAGGGACCCCACAGUUCUUCGGCGAUCGUCGUCCGUGCUUCUUGCGCUCCGAUCCAUCAUGUCCUGAGCCGCCAAAUUCUUUUACAGAACGCGCGGCGCUAUUGCGUCCAUCGACCCAGCGACACCUGCUUGCAAAAGGGGCUCUGGGGGCGGUGACAGGUCUCCUGGACUGGAAUUCUCCUGAUCUAGGGUUAUUACAAGCCGAAAAAAAGCCCAUGAUCAGGUCACCAACGCCGAAAUCAGGAGAACUACCCCACAAGGGGGUGAAACGCGAACAGGUGUGACCUCCCGUGCCCCCCACUCUCCGACACAGCCAACUCGGUCAGCGCCAGCGUAGAUGUCGAAAAUCACGAGCGGACGGACUCAAAGACGUGGGCGACGCCCAACACCGCUGGACAUCAGGUGUGAGGAACUCGUCAUAUGCAACUAACAUCGGAUUAAGUUGUAGUUCUACGGUGCCAUAUUAAACUUAAUUUAUCGUAUAGGAUAGGUAGGCAAGUUUCGGUCAUGAUAGAUGGUUUUUGUUUGGUAGCCGAAUCAAAAUAGAAAACCGUACCUAUACACAACCAACAAUCCGAGAUAUUCAGAUAGAUACUGAUGAUGUUUGAUCGAUGUCUGAUUUUGAUCUUUUAUACUUUUAAAUUUAAAUUCGCCUUUAUCUCUUCGGUAGCCCCGCUAUAGCAUACUCAUAUUUGUAAUUAUAAUUUCGUAUUGAUGUAUGAUUGACAACUCUGAUAAUGUUACUUUAGUUUAAGACACUAAUUACAAAUUUUAAUUAGGCACUAUGUAGUUUUUAAGUAGUCAUAAAUUUUGAUGCUGCUCAAUCCCUGUACGAUUAGGCUGAGACAUGGCUUUAAUAAUUAUGUAUGAAACUUUUUAACCAAUAAAUUGAUUAUGUGACA
Tribolium madens (black flour beetle) is the source of this 999-nucleotide messenger RNA. RefSeq lists its product as uncharacterized. Lineage: Eukaryota; Metazoa; Arthropoda; Insecta; Coleoptera; Tenebrionidae. The record is from RefSeq and is a predicted model, not a curated record. The transcript has 3 exons. Bases 16 to 381 code for a protein of 121 amino acids.